Messenger RNA from Monascus purpureus, 1302 nucleotides. The record is from the annotation of a GenBank genome assembly. Lineage: Eukaryota; Fungi; Ascomycota; Eurotiomycetes; Eurotiales; Aspergillaceae.
GCCACUAUGAUUAUCGCUUGGUUCCGUGGCUCCAGACUCGUCGACUCUGACAGAUGUGGCGAAGAUAUUCCUACUACCUGAAUAGAUUAAACGACAUUCAUGAUUCAUCUGUCCAAUGCUAGAUGAUCGGGUGGUGUCUGAUGUAACUGAUGUAACUGUGGAGUGCUACUAUAGCUAAGUCGUAACAUAACCCGUCUCUGCGUCGUCCAUGCUCUGACACGCGCAUCUCCCCUCCCACCGGAGUACGCGAUAAUCAAUAUCCUCUGUUGGAGAUGUUCAUCAAAUCCCUCCUUUUUACCGGUGCCAUUGCAGCGGCAGUGGCAGCAGUCGACAUACCACUGCCGUCGCUCCUCGUCCCCCAGUGUCCUGGACAGGGUACUGCGGUCGUCGAUCGCACAGCGCCUGACAGGACAGCCUUUCCCUUGACCACCGUCUCGCUGUGCUACACGCAGACGACUCUUCAGCUCAAUUUUACCGCGUUCCAGGAGACCAACUUCUACUACAACGCAAGCCAGGGCACCAAUGGCGACAUCUACAACUACGAAGUGAUGGAAGCCUUCAUCUACCACGGCCGCAACGACCCGCAGACCUACCUCGAGUUCGAAGUCAAUCCCAACAACGUUACCUACCAGGCUGUCGUCUACAACCCGACCAAGGUGCGCGCUGCGAACGCUCCGUUCGAUCACUUCUUCGUGACCGAUCCGUCGACGGACGGCUUCUCGGCCAGCACGACCCUGGACAAGGCCGCGCAGACGUGGAGGUCAUCUGUGCAGAUUCCGUUGGCGCUCUUCAAUCUGGAUGGCCAUGUACAGGGCUCGCAGUGGCGCAUGAACUUCUUCCGGACCAUCACCUCGCCCAGUAUGUAUCCCAAUCAGACUCUGGGUGCCUGGAGCCCGCCGAACCAGCCGAGCUUCCAUAUCACGCCUUACUUUGGCCAUGUUGCUUUUACUUAGUGCAGGGGCAAGCCAUGCCUCCGAGGGUCUCAUGCGUCACGACGGCUUCAGCAUCCUUCAGCAUCCUUCUGUAUCGCAUCAGCGUCCUCAAUGGGCAUUUCUCCGUCUAUCAUCGUUCCUACCAUGCUCUACAUGUCAUUUUACUCGCGGAAUGCAUUUCUUAUUCAAAUGACACGAUUGAGUCCGUGCCGCGUGCCUUCCCCUGAUGUUUCGUAGCAAAGGAAGGAGCUGAUGUCCGAUUAUUAUAGCCUUUGGCCUCCUGUAAAUAAGGCAUUGGGUCUUGAUGGCUUGCUCGUCUUCUUUCUUCGCCGAUCACGUUGCCUGUGUCUGAGAACAGCCCCAAAUGAUA